Messenger RNA from Ostrea edulis (European flat oyster), 3205 nucleotides. RefSeq lists its product as uncharacterized. Lineage: Eukaryota; Metazoa; Mollusca; Bivalvia; Ostreida; Ostreidae. The transcript is spliced from 10 exons. Bases 198 to 2120 code for a protein of 640 amino acids. The record is from RefSeq and is a predicted model, not a curated record.
GUGUGAAAAGCAGUUGCUCGUGAAUUCCUUUCCUAAGCAGACGUAUUUCUUUGGAGCAGACUUUCGACAUAGCACUGCCUUGGGAUACAUCGACUCACAUCAGCAGCGCGCAACUGAACAGAAGAAUAUCAAGCGACUCGAUGGCGGGGGCAAAAGAUGUAACGAACUCUGAACUUUAGACACAAUAAAGAUACUCGAUGGCAGAGGCACAAACGGAUACACAAAAUGCUGAAGUUGAAUCGGCUGAAAUAUGGAUUCCACCUCCGCUUGGGACGAAAAAGAACAAGAUGGAAGAAUUGUUAAAGAUUUAUGAUAAUCUUAUUGAUUUCCUCAACCAAGAUGAUUGUGACGAAGACCUUAAGAAGGCACUUGAUUUAGCACUUUCUGGAGAUGUGUCCGUUGGGAUUAGUUCCAAAAACUACGACACAAAACCAAAAUAUCUACAAGUCAUGGAGUUGAGAAAAGAAGAUUUAAGAAGAAUGGAAUGUGGCAUCACCAUAACCGGAGACACAAGUAGUGGCAAAACCAGUCUAGUCAAUAAGCUAGUUGGACAGAGGCUGGUAACUCCAAAGGUAUUGCGAGCAACGUCCAAAAUAUGUAGGAUCCGGAAUUCAGAAACAUAUGCAAUCGAAGUUCUGGAUGUAGAUGGGAAGGUUUUGAAAGAGAAAACUACAUUCAAUACACCAAGAAAGAUUAAUAAGAAGUUAGAUACGUAUACAGAUACGAGGGACAGCAACGCCGGAAUGUACUAUAUCGACAUAUACUGUCCAUUCACUAACCUGGAUGUCAAGGGAAAUGUAAUGCUUGUUGAUACACCAGGCAUUGAUGGAGCAAAAGACAUAAAUGCAAUGCUGAUGGAGUUUCUUCCAAAUGCUUUUGGUUUCAUUUUUAUAAUUGAUGCUUCCAAAGCCGGGGGUGUGGAUGAAGACAAGCUCCUUGCAAUUUUGCGAAGUAUCAAUCAAGCCACAUACAAGAUGCCUUGUUUUGAGACAGAUGAUGUUCUCUUUGUCAUAAAUAAAUGGAAUACUCUACAUUUUCGAGCAUCUAGCAAAUCUGACGAUAGCUCGGAGGACGAAGACGAACGGAUAAGCGAGGAUGAGAUAGUCUGGAAUGAAAUUCUAACAAAAUUAAAGGCGGUGUGGCCCACACUUACACAAGACCAAAUUUUCAGACUCAAUCUUCUUAGUGAAAAUACAGCUGAUGACACUGAGAAAGAAAAAAUACAGUUCAGAAGAUUUGCUGAAGUUUUGUCACAGCUUUUGAAGAAAACUAAAAACAGAAAAGUCAAAAUGCAUAUGAGUUUGCUUUUUGAUACAAUCUGCGUUAUAGAAAGAGGAAUAGAAUCCAGAAUACACGUUGCAACGGCAGAUAAUGAAAACAUGGUCAGCGCUUUACAAGACUCCCACGCGUCUUUGGAACUGUUAGGAAAGAGGUGUAAAGAGAUUUGUGUGGAGUUGGAUGAAAAUAUUGAGAGCAGUGUUGAUAACCUGUCGAAAACAUUAUAUGAUUAUCUUAAUUCUCCUCAAGGCAAAAAUGAAAUUUUGAAUCCAAGUGGAGAAAAACCAAUUAAGGAUUGCUUCUUUUUAGUUAGAGAAGUAUCAUUACGCUUUCGGAAAGGGGUCUUACAAUGGAUAAAGGGAAAAGAUGUCGUCGAUGAAAUCGAAAAAAUCGAUAGAAUUGCUGUUGAAAAAUUUAAAGAGUUACAUCUUGAGCUGGAAAGAGUACAAGUAAGUAUCACUGGAAAAGAACUUGAGAAAAGGACAGAAGCUCUUACAUUGUCAGCCAUUAUCCUGACGAUUGGUUUGGCUCCUCUUCAUUUAGAUGAUAUAUUGAGAAAUACAAAGCAAAGGAAAAUUGAUGCAUGGUAUUCUACAUGUGUAGAGUACUUGACGAAAGAGGAACUACGAACAAUAAUAAGCAAUAUCUUUAAAGAUCAUUUUGGGCAGAGCAUUACCAGCAUAUUUGAAACAGAAUUACCAAAGGGAAUACUUAGCACAAUGUGCACCAUCAGCUAUCUCUCGACAGAACGAGAAAAGAUCACGAACAAUUUAGAAUCAAGUCUUCGUUUAAGAGACUCCCUUUACAAAAUAAAAGGUGAUAUUGAAAAUGUCGACCUAUAAUUAUAGCCACUUCAUUCAUUUUUUCAAACUGCUGUGUAAAUAUCUAUGCCAUGGAUUUACAAUAUACAAUAUUAAGCAAUUCUUAUAACGAAUCCUAUAGAUACUGACAUGAAACAUGGCUUUGUGUCGAUUUAAAAUCUUCAAACCUUAUUUGAAAGAUUCCUGGAUAUUGGCAUCGGAUUCUGCACUUCUUUUGGAUCAAUACUCUACCUUUGACAUAGGAAAACACAUAUUUUUCACUGAUCGCGAUAUAGGCAUUAUAGCGGGUGUGACCAGCCAACAGGGAAUGCUUACUCCUCUGCACAUGAUCCCACCUCUGGUGUCUCCAGGGGUCUGUUUGCAUAACUCUCUUUUUCUCUAAGAUUUCACUGUUAUCUUUGUGUGAUCAUUUAUUCUUUUAAUCACAAUUUUUCAUAUUAGAUUUUUGCGUGAUCAUUUAUGUCUUUUAAUCACAUUUUUUCAUAUUAGAUUUAAUGAUUUUAUUAAUAUAUGAUUAUGAUAUAAACAGAUAAUUAUCUCUGUUCAUGCCUUUGAUUGUGUAUAUUUUGCAGUUGUACAUUAUUCUGCCAUGUCCAUGGCCACAUAAUAUUCAUAUAAUUUCAUAUAAGCGGACUUAAAGUAUGUAAGUUACUUUCAUGUAAACCAUAUACAGCCCAGCCCGUAGACCAAACCAAAAAUUGCAAAUAGCAAAAAUUCUGGCUCCGUGGAAUUAAAUACUCUUCAGUAUAUUUGUAUAAACUGGAAGGUCCUGGGGAAGAACAAUUCGUGCACUAACCAGGUCACUUUCUGAAAAUAAAAUGUUAUUGCAUGCAUAUUUUUGUAUUUUACUAUUAAAAUAUGCAAUCUAUGGUAAUGUGAAAUGACUGAAAACAUCUGCCUUGGCAGUUGCUUAUGUGUUAGAAUUGUUUAUUAUUAUCCUUUAUUUCCAUUUGUUGUAUUUAAGCUUAAGGUGGAAAGUGGACUUUUAUUUCUAUUCAGAUAAAUUCCUCUUGGAAAUGUAAUAAUGGAUUAUGGGUUGUUCUUAUUAUCAUAUUUAUUAUCAUCACCAAUAUUGCAAAUUCUAUGUGCCAAAUAAAGGUUUAUUU